This is a messenger RNA of Xenopus tropicalis (tropical clawed frog), 2266 nucleotides long. It is a transcript of the gene rap2b, whose product is annotated as RAP2B, member of RAS oncogene family. The record is from RefSeq and is marked provisional. Gene Ontology annotation, cellular component: membrane; cytosol; bounding membrane of organelle. Gene Ontology annotation, molecular function: GTP binding; GTPase activity; G protein activity. NCBI's taxonomy places the organism in Eukaryota, Metazoa, Chordata, Amphibia, Anura, Pipidae. Gene Ontology annotation, biological process: signal transduction; Rap protein signal transduction.
CCGGUGGCUCCCCCCGCCCCGGAGCUUUAUAUGCAGGGGAACCGAUGAAGUGAAAGCCGCGCUUCUCCCAGCAGCGGAGCUACAGGCGGGCGGCAGCAGGAGGCGAGAGCCAUGCGGGAAUACAAAGUAGUUGUCCUUGGAUCGGGCGGGGUGGGGAAGUCGGCUCUGACCGUGCAGUUUGUCACCGGAUCGUUCAUAGAGAAAUACGACCCCACCAUAGAGGACUUUUACCGGAAGGAGAUCGAAGUGGAUUCGUCGCCCUCUGUGCUGGAGAUCCUGGACACUGCAGGCACCGAACAGUUCGCUUCCAUGAGAGACUUGUACAUUAAGAACGGCCAGGGCUUUAUCCUGGUCUACAGCCUGGUGAACCAGCAGAGCUUCCAGGACAUCAAGCCCAUGAGGGACCAGAUCAUCCGGGUGAAACGGUACGAGAAAGUGCCCAUGAUUCUAGUCGGGAACAAAGUGGAUCUGGAAGGCGAGAGGGAAGUGUCCUACGGGGAAGGGAAAGCCCUGGCGGAUGAAUGGAACUGCCCCUUCAUGGAAACUUCAGCCAAACAUAAAGGCUCCGUGGAUGAACUGUUUGCCGAGAUCGUCAGGCAGAUGAACUACGCGUCCCAGCCCAACGGGGAUGAUCGCUGCUGCUCCUGUGUCAUUCUCUGAGCCCCGGUGCUACAUUGACUCCCACUGCCUGGCAGCACAGGGGCGUGUUUGUCCUGGGGAUGUCAUCUGCUCAUCAAGUGGCUAGCAUACAGUAUGUGGGGGGCUCUAAUGGGUCUUGUCUAUUCCAUGUGCCCAGGGCUCUGCGGGCAAAACACUGAAGCUUUGGCCAACACGAAAAGGAGAUACAUUGGAGAUGCCUCAGCACGUACCAAUGCCCUGUUUGCAGACAGACAUGGACAGACCUACCCUUUGGGGUGCAGUUAGGAGGGCUGCCUAUUGGGGGCCCUGCUGAGUACAAGGGUUUGGGAGGAAUUGGGAGGAGAAGGCCCAUAAUUGUACCUCUUAGACUGUUCAUGCAGCACCUGUAGCAGCAUGGAGAAGGAUCACCUGAGGAAUGGAGUAUAACUGUGGUAUAGAGGGGUAAAUAGAAACACCAGAACUAUCCAACUUCUGGCCUUUCAGCUACUUCCAAACUGCAACGCCCAGCAUCCUCUGAACAUUAAAGGCUGCCUGGGGUUGCUAGGGGUUGUUGUUGAGAAACAGCUGCAUGGCCACAAGUUGGUAAGCCCUGCUUACUACAGGGGAUGGGGCCUCCUAUUGAGUGGUUGAUCUUGGGCCCCACCUCCACUAAUAAAAGGCCUGGAAAUGGGUGAGUGCAUGAAGGGACCUACUCCUUAAAUCAAGCCUUAUCUAAGUUCUGAAAGGCACACAGAAAUAUCCAAAUGGAAUGGAGUCUCUCCCCACUCCCAGACUUGCAGUUCACCUGCUGACUUUCAUUUUAGGUAUCUAUGCAAAGUUGGAUGAUUGUUACAGAGUAUACAUUCAGAAGUAUUGCACAUCUAAAAUGAGAUAAAAGAUGCCAACAUGGCUUGGGCGCCCAAUGUGGCCUCCUAGCUGGUAUGUGUGUUUGUGUGUGUGUGUGUAUGAAAUCUAUUUUGUUUACCUGCUGUAUCAUAUGGGGAUCUGGGAAGAUUAUUAGUAUUUUUUCUUAUCAGCUGUGAAAGUGUUACAGAUGUUUAUGUUUUAUGUGUGCUGGCAAUAACUGAUUUUUGAUGCUUAGCUAUUUAAUAUACAGUGAAUUGACUUAAUUGUGAGCCAGGGUCAAUAGUGCCCUGUGUCCUUAGAGUGCCUUCAAAAUUCAGCUGUUCCAGCCGGUGCCAACCUGUGAAAAUCCUCAACAAAAUCUCAUUAUCUUCUAUUCUGAAAACUACUUAACAGUUUCCUCUCAGUAAUCACACUGAACAAGCGUAGACAAAGGAAUCUAUUGUCCCUGGAACCUAUUUCUGAGCCUGUUAUUGUAAUUUCCAUGUCUUGCACAUUUUUUGGAGGGGAUGGCGAUUAACCUUUUCUGUGUCCAGCAGACCAUGCCAGCAAGAAUGUAGAGUGGCACAGGAAGAGUCUUUAAGCAUUUGUUUUAGUACGUGUUACGCCCCUCUUUCUGUUCUUACUAUACCAGCAGUGGCUAACAUUGCAAAUCAGCCAGAGAUGACAAAUUGUGAUGUACCAAGACCGUUAACAUGUGUUAUUUUAUUUUCUGGACAGGCUCUGAAAAAGCCCGUCUCUUCUGUUUUAAACUGAGUUCAAUACAAAAUCCUUUGUGACAUCA